GAUUUUCUCCAUUUAUCACAAGAGCUGGCUGUACCAGGAGAACUUGAAAAGAAUAUAUCCUUCGAGUUUGCAUUCAUAAAUGUUGCCAAGUCUUUUGAGUCUUAUUACGGGAACCAGGUGACGUUGAGAUAUUUAAUUCGUGUGGCAUUGGCCAGAAAACAUUUGUCAAACAUAACACAAGAAGCAGAUAUAUUAGUUUAUCAUUAUGCACAGUCAAAAGAAGAUCUCAUUAAAAAACUAAAGAUGGAGGUCGGUCUCGAAGACAGCUUGCAUAUUGAAUUUGAAUACAACAAAUCAAAAUAUGAUUUGCGGGAUGUGGUUGUAGGAAAGAUUUUCUUCCGGUUGGUGCGUAUAAAGAUUAAGUUAAUGGAACUAUGGAUUGUGAAACGAGAAACAAUUGAAUCUACCCCAAAUGCUUUCAAUGAAAGUGAGGCAUUGAUAAAGUAUGAAAUAAUGGAUGGUGAGCCAUUUCGUGGGGAAUUUAUUCCUAUCAGACUGUUCUUGGGUGGAUUAAGGCUGACACCUACAUUUAGAGAUAUCAACAAAAAGUUCUCUGUUAUCUAUUACCUUAGUCUUGUUCUAUAUGAUGAGAGAAAUAUGGGGUAUUAUAAACAGCAAGAAAUUGUGUUGUAUCGGCGCCAAGGUACAAUUUACAUAUUUUUACCCAAUGAAUGGAUACUUAUCAAUCCUAAUUUUCUAGUGGAUGAUGAACUUGUUGAUACCAUUUAUUAG
This is a messenger RNA of Phycomyces blakesleeanus NRRL 1555(-), 732 nucleotides long. RefSeq lists its product as hypothetical. The record is from RefSeq and is a predicted model, not a curated record. Lineage: Eukaryota; Fungi; Mucoromycota; Mucoromycetes; Mucorales; Phycomycetaceae. The transcript is spliced from 6 exons. The annotation marks the transcript as partial. Gene Ontology annotation, cellular component: endosome; retromer complex. Gene Ontology annotation, biological process: retrograde transport, endosome to Golgi; intracellular protein transport.